AUGCCUUGAAUGCAGCAUUGGGGCGUGGCUUUCCGGGAUACGGAAGUAGUUUGUGCCAGACAAGACAUAAACAGCGGUUUUGAUAUUAGUUCGCUCGGGUGAGGACAAGAACAAAACAUGGCGCCAAAGAGAAGGGCAGCAUCUUCCACCAAAGCAGGUGGAAAGAAGAUAAAAGAGGAGCCUGAAGCUCCAGUAAAAGACAAGUUCACCUCCGCUAAAGAAGCUCUGAAGGCCACAGGACCACAGGUUAAAGUCACCCGGAAACCAGACUGCUUAUGUCACCUAUCAAAUGCUGAGGUUCAUGAAGAUUAUGAUUGUAUGCUGAACCAGACCAACAUUGGAAAUAACAACAACAAAUUUUAUCUAAUCCAAGUCUUAUUGUCUGGCGGGCAAUAUUAUUGCUGGACAAGAUGGGGCAGAGUAGGAGAAGCAGGACAGAACAAUUUAGCUGGACCUUCAAAUGUUGAUGCUGCCAUUAAGAACUUUGAAAAAAAAUUUAAAGACAAAACAAAGAACAACUGGAGCGAUCGGGCUAACUUUGUCUCUCAUGCGGGAAAAUACACUCUGAUUGAGGUGGAAGGAGACCAGGAUGCUGAAGUGAUGGUGGAUGCGGUAGGUAGCGGACCAGUGACCGUAAAAAAGAACAUUCUGCCUUGCACACUGGGCGAUGCAACUCAAAGACUCAUCAAGUUAAUCUUCAACAAUGACAUGUUCAAGGAGGCCAUGGAGAGCAUGAACCUGGACAUUAAGAAGAUGCCGCUGGGGAAGCUGAGUAAGCAUCAGAUUGCUAAAGGCUUUGAGGCAUUAGAAGAGAUUGCGGAGGCAAUAAAGAAGAAAAGUAAUGAAAGCACGUUAGCAGAGCUUACUUCUAAGUUCUUCACCAUUAUUCCACAUAACUUUGGCCGCAAUAGACCCCCUGUCAUCAAAGAUGAUGUCAUCCUUCAGAACAAGAAGGAGAUGCUUCUGGUAUUGGCAGAUAUAGAGAUAGCCCAAAGUCUUAAAGCUGAGUCAGAAAAAGCGAAGGAGGAGAUGAUGGAGACAGUUCCUCAUCCAAUAGACCAGGACUACCAAUCUCUAAAAUGCAACCUCACUCUAAUGGAUAAAAAAUCUAAAGAGCUUAAGAUUAUUGAGAAGUAUUUAAAUGCCACUGGUGAAGGACUCUCCAUAGUGGAUGUAUGGGAAGUGGACAGAGAUAAAGAGGCAGAGCGCUUCACAGACAGUGAUGCUUUGGAGAACAGGAAGCUGCUGUGGCAUGGUACUAACGUGGCCGUGGUGGCAGCCAUUUUGAAAAGUGGUCUACGAAUCAUGCCACACUCUGGUGGUCGGGUGGGAAGGGGGAUUUACUUUGCAUCAGAAAAUGCUAAAUCUGCUAGCUAUGUCCGGACAUCAAAGAAUAUCGGCAUUAUGUUUCUGAGUGAAGUUGCUCUGGGCAAGGAAUACACCAUCAGAAUAGAUGACCCAAGCUUAAGGAAAGCUCCUAACGGCUAUGACAGUGUAGUAGCACGUGGGAGACAAGAACCAGAUCCCUCAAAAGACAUCUUCAUUCAGCUGGAUGGGAAGAAAGUGGCUGUGCCACAAGGGAAAGCCAUAAAUCAAGCUGAGUACGAAAACAGCAACUUCUACAACAGUGAGUAUCUCAUUUACAAGGAGAGUCAGUGUCGCAUCCGGUACCUGCUGGAGCUCCGCUUCUAACUUCUGCUACAAGGGGACUGGCAAAAACGUAUAGAAAACUGCUCCGCUAAAAACAAAAGGGUUUAAACUGCACAAAGUUGCUUUUGUGUGUUAUAUUUCUAGUCAACCAAAGUUUAUCCAGAGUCUGAUUUGAUGUUCAACAUAACUUCAUUUGACUCAGUAAUGCCCUCAAUAAAUGAAAUAUUUGUUAAUGAGGUUUAUCUGAAAUUCAUGUGUGGAGGUACUGGUUGUUUUUUUAUUUGCUGACGCAUUUUCAAAUUAUAAACACAUUCUUGUGGACAUUUGGCAGACAUUCUGCUAAGUCAGGUUGUUUUUAUGCCUUUGUUCAAUGCAAAUUUGGAGUGCCUUCUUUUUAUUAAAGAAUCUGUUUGAAUGGUUGUCUGUGUAGCCAUUACAGUACCUCUAAAAUAUCCCAUGUGGAACUGAGAUAUAUAUAUAUAUAUAUAUAUAUAUAUAUAUAUAUAUAUAUAUAUAUAUAUAUAUAUAUAUAUAUAUAUAUAUAUAUAAAAUAUAGUUAGCAAUAUAUAAAGAAGUUUAGUUAAAUUGCGCUGGAAUUUCCAUUUAUUCUGUUAGACUGUUCUUUAUUGGCUUUCUAUCCUAACCUUCAUUCUAACUUUUUUGAAGUUUAAAGUUAUAUUCAUGCUUGUGUUCCUGCGUUUUUUUUUGGGUUUUUUUCUUGGUGAUUUUCAUGUGUUUUUGUCAAGAUUUGGCAAAAUCUUUGGUAAGAUUUCAUGGUACCACUGUAUCCAUCCAUGCCAAUGAGGUUGUAUUUGGCCAUUAUUCUUUUUGUGUAGAGAUCAGUAACUACAAUGUUUUUGUAGUUACUCCAAGUUGAAAUUUAUUAUGCAUCCCUGCAUAUUGCACUAUGAACAUAACAUAGAUAAUGUUAUCUCUAAUGCUUGUUUGUCUCUAAGUCCAAUAUAUUUUGCUUAGUACAAUUGUACUUUAAAAAAAAAAAAAAAAAAAGAUUUUGAAAGAAUGUUAAGCUCUUAAGAAUGCCUUGGGUAAAUUUCUUGCUGUGGUAACUCAACAGGUAGAAAAUAAAUAAUUGUGCUUAAA
Molecule: messenger RNA, 2751 nt
Organism: Ictalurus punctatus (channel catfish)
Lineage: Eukaryota; Metazoa; Chordata; Actinopteri; Siluriformes; Ictaluridae
Gene: parp3
Product: poly (ADP-ribose) polymerase family, member 3
Exons: 11
Coding region: 118-1692 (524 amino acids)
Cellular component (GO): site of double-strand break
Molecular function (GO): NAD+ poly-ADP-ribosyltransferase activity
Source: RefSeq, a predicted model, not a curated record